Molecule: messenger RNA, 3680 nt
Organism: Toxotes jaculatrix (banded archerfish)
Lineage: Eukaryota; Metazoa; Chordata; Actinopteri; Toxotidae
Gene: tdrd1
Product: tudor domain containing 1
Exons: 26
Coding region: 20-3616 (1198 amino acids)
Source: RefSeq, a predicted model, not a curated record
CGUGCUCUCAGCUGUCGCCAUGAACCGCUCAUUUUCUCCAAACCUGACUCGACCUAACCUUCCCUUGAGGAAACCAUCAUCGAGCCCCGUGGCUGUAUCCACCGCGUCUCCUCCUCUGAAACAGUUCGCCGGGCUCGGUGCAACACUUAUCCUCUCCGCGUCUGGCGACACUGGAGAGGGUCCUGCCAAUUCAGUAGUCAACAGGGAUAAAUCUGCAGUGCAAGGAUCCAUGCCAUCAGCACUGACUGUAUACUUUUGCAAUUACUGUGGUCAUCAAGGGAAUUUUCGGUGCAAGCGCUGCAAGAAGACACCUUACUGCUCUGUGGUGUGCCAGAAAGAAGACUGGAGAGCACACAGACACGUGUGCAAGGCCAUUGAUCCAGAACCUGCAAAAGAGAAACCAAAGGAAACCACAGUUUCGCAUGUGACAGGAGACGGAUUUGGCCUACUGGAGUUAAAGCAUGCUGAUACAUCCAGCCAACAGAGGAUCUAUUUGAAAAACUUGCAUACAAGCAAAGUCAUUACAGGAACAGACAUCCAGGCAUCAGUUGUAGAAUUCUACAGCCCUGGCAGGUUUUACCUCCUUGCCCAAAGGCCAGAGCUGCUGGAAGCUUUGCAGGUCAUCAGCACAGAGCUUCAGAAAACUUACAGCUGCUCCUCAGUAACAACAUACAUGCCCUGUGUUGGAGAGGUUUGCAGCGUGCAGUUCUCCUGUGAUCUGAAAUGGUACAGAGGCCUGGUCCAGACUUUGGAUGCUGACCAGAAGAUGGCUAAUAUCCUUUACAUUGACUUUGGCAACGAAGAAGAUGUCCCUUUGGAUAGGAUUAGACCCCUCACUGCUGAUAUCCAGCCAUUUUGUCCAUGUGCAAUGGAGUGCCGUAUCGCUGGGGUGGUGCCAGUGACUGGCAACUGGUCAGGCGAGUGCUGUUUUGCAGUGAGACAGCUGCUGGGUGGCAAGACUGUGACUGUUCAGCUGGUGGAAACUCUAGAGAAUGGUCGCAUCCAUGCCGUGGAUAUCCUGCUUUCCAUGGGAAAGCUAUUGAGCACAUUCCUCCUUGAGCAUGGCUAUGCAGCAAAGGAAACACUCAAUGUAACACCAACUCAACAGGAUAUAAAUGCCAUGAUGAGUGCAUCCUUGGAAAACUUCAGGCGUCACUCAAAUGGGAAGGAUGACAACACCUGGGCUCAGCCUCCGGAUCCUCUGACACAGGCACUGGGUGAUUCCUUCUCCGUUGUGGUCACCCGCAUCCAAUCACCCAAUGAAUUUAUCGUACAGAAGGUGGAAAACGCAGGAGUGAUUCACGAGCUACAGUUGAAACUGAGGGAACACUGCUGUCAAGUCCCAGCCCCCCACACCUUCAGACCAGCACCUGGCACUGUUUGCUGUGCCCAGUUCUCAGAGGACAAGCAGUGGUACCGUGCCAAAGUCUUGGCUUAUCCAUCAGAGGAACGUGUCUGUGUUGGCUACCUUGAUUAUGGCAACUCCGAGGAGGUGGAUUUAGGUCACCUACGUCCUAUAAGUGCUUCAUUAUUGGCCCUGCCCAUGCAGGCAAUGCCCUGUGGUCUAGCAGGGGUGCAGCCUGUUGACGACAGGUGGUCAGAGGACUGCCUGUUGGCCCUGCAGCGAAGAGUGUCGAACAGGAUUCUGCGCGUUGAGAUUCAGGGAGCUCACGAGGGCAAGGCUUUGGUGGCCAUGAUUGAUGAUGCCAGCGACCCUCAGGCCAACAUAGCCGAGCUGCUUAUCUCUGCUGGUUAUGCUGCACCUGCUCCUGUUACAACCAGCAGCGAACAGCAGGUUGACCGGACGACAAUUGCAGCUGCUGAUCCACAUGUGCCAACCCCAGCCUCUGAGCCUGUGGUGUGGUCUUUUACUGAGAUUCCCUGUGAUGGCCAGACAGUGGCACUGCUAGCCAGUGUCGUGGAGAACCCCGGAGAGUUUUACUGCCACAUUGACAAUCCCACAGAACUUCAGCGGCUAAUAGAGCUUGUGGCAGAGCUGAAGAAGCAUUGUGAGGCAGAUAACUCACCUUUUGAGCCCAAAGUGGGAGAGCCCUGUUGUGCCAUGUUUCCCGGUAAUGGAGGGUGGUAUCGGGCUAUGGUGAAGGAGCUGUCGGAGAACCAAGUGUCUGUAAUCUUUGUGGACUACGGUUACAGCAUGAAAGUAGAAAAACACCAUCUUAGAUCCAUCAAACCCCGAUUCCUGACUCUGCCCUUCCAGGCAAUUCGCUGCUGGCUCGCAGGUGUGGAGCCCCUGGGUUCAGAGUGGGGCAGUGAAGCCCUGCUGUGGUUCCAGACAACGGUGGUUUGCAAGCAGCUCUCUGCGCGUGUCCUUUCUGUAACUAAGCAGGGCUAUGGUGUGGAGCUGGAGAGCAGAGGGCAGAAUGUGGCAGCUGCCCUAGUUUCCAAGCACCUAGCCAAGGUUUCUGGAGAGAUUCCCAAAGAGACCCAUGAUACCACAGGCUCCGGAGCCAAAUACCUAGAGCGUGCAAAGGAAAAUGAGCACAGCCAAAUACAUGCACUGGCCUUCAACCAGACAGGAGCCAGUUCCAAAGAGAAGCCAACUGAAGCGUGGACUGCAGUGUCGUCAGAAGAUCAGCAAGAGUUCUCAUCUUUCCCGGUGGACUGGAAAACAGUGGAGCUGCCUCUCGGCGAGACCUUUAAACCUUACAUUGCAGCUGUUACUAGUCCGUCCCUCUUUUACCUGCUUGGUCCCAGCCUGGUAGACAAACAGAAGCUUCAGGAGUUGAUGAAGGAGGUGGCUGCCUACUGCAGCAAAAACCAGGCCUCUUUUUCCUCCACUGUCCUGAGCAGACCAGCUCCUGGGGCUGCCUGUUGUGCCCAGUUCUCUGAUGACAAUAACUGGUACCGUGCAGUGGUCCUGGAAGUUGGUGAGAAUGAGAUGAGCGUAAUCUAUGCAGAUUACGGAAACACUGAAAAGGUGCCGUUCUCACAAAUCUUGCCCAUCCCCAUGAACCUGCUGCAGCUUCCCUUUCAGAUCACCCGCUGCACCCUCACUGGUAAAGAGCACUUUCCUGCAGAAUGGCCAAAGGAAGUGCAGCAAAUGUUUCAAACCAUCCUUUUAAACGGUGUCAUAGCAACCGUCCAGUCCUUUGAUGGCUCUUCUAAUGUGCUCUCACUCACUCUGCCCCCUGAGAGGGGUGGGAGUCAGCUGACUGCCAUGAUAGUGGAUGCACUACAGGUCCAGGCCAAGAGCAGUCCUUUCCCACCCAGCACCCGGAGGCCUGACCAAACUGACAGCAGCACACCCACUGCCAGCACUAAAGCUUUGUCUUACUGCCCUGAGCCCAAGUCGAUGCCUGAAACCCGAACAGGGCUGCGACAUACAACAGCCACCCCAGUCCCCACCAUAACUCCAGAGCUAACACCCCAGACUACCAAACAGAAUAAAAACACUUGUGCAGAGUCAGUCAGGGAAGAUCCAGUGGAGAAGAUUAUUGAGCAAAUGGAGCCACCAUGCAAAAUUAACUCAGAAACCAAUGAUCUGGAGACCUCUGGCUGCUGCUGUCUGAGCCUGAAGACUAAGAUUGAUCAACUGGAACAGCUGAUGCAGCUGCAGCUUUCUCUCAUCAAGCAGUUAGCUGGACAGACAAAAUAAGAUUAACCACAUGCAUAACUUUAUAGUCCUGUUCACCAGCUUGUUGAAAUCAAGGUUGUGUUUU